CUUCUUUUCUUUUCGAACUGAUCCACUGACUAUGCUCUCUCCCUUUCUCUCUCUCCUCUCUUGAAUGGAGCUCUCGCUAUCACUUCAUGCCUUCCUUCGAAUUUCACCUGUAUCGAUUCACCAUGAAGCUCAUUUUCGAUAUAGAAAUAUACCCAAUACUCCCAGAUGCAAAGUUACUGAUGCGGUGUUGGAAUGUUUCAAGAAUCGGUCUUCAACUGGAUUAUACAAUCACAGAAGCUGCCCAAGAACUGUCUUAAACAGACACCCAAAGGGCAUGUCCAUCUGGGCCUGCAGUCAAGUUGGUGCUGCUGGAUCGGAUUCGGUAUUGAGUAAAGUUUCUGAGUUCAAAGAUGCAUUCUGGAGAUUUCUCCGGCCCCACACCAUACGUGGGACAACACUAGGGUCUAUAUCUUUAGUAACCAAAGCAUUGAUUGAGAAUCCAAAUCUGAUACGGUGGUCAUUAUUGUUUAAGGCAUUUUCUGGUCUUCUAGCUCUAAUAUGCGGCAAUGGUUAUAUAGUGGGCAUCAAUCAGAUAUAUGAUAUUGGAAUUGACAAGGUAAACAAACCUUAUUUACCUAUUGCUGCAGGAGAUCUCUCAGUUCAAUCUGCGUGGUUAUUGGUGUUAUUGUUUGCUGCAGCUGGCCUUUUGAUUGUUGGUGUGAACUUCGGUCCUUUCAUUACGUCUCUUUACUCUCUUGGUCUUUUUCUCGGCACCAUAUAUUCUGUUCCCCCAUUUCGACUGAAGAGAUUUCCUGUCGUUGCAUUUCUUAUAAUUGCCACGGUGCGAGGUUUUCUUCUUAAUUUUGGUGUAUAUCAUGCUACAAGGGCUGCGCUUGGACUAACAUUUGUGUGGAGCUCACCAGUGGCUUUUAUCACAACUUUCGUAACUGUGUUUGCACUGGUCAUUGCUAUAACUAAAGAUCUUCCAGAUGUGGAGGGGGAUCGCAAGUUUCAGAUAUCCACAUUGGCAACAAAGCUUGGUGUAAGAAACAUUGCAUUCCUUGGUUCUGGGCUUUUGUUGUUAAACUAUAUUGGUGCUGUAUUGGCAGCAAUCUACAUGCCAGAGGCUUUCAGGCACAGCUUGAUGAUAGCUUCACAUACCAUCUUGGCAUUGAGUUUAAUCUUCCAGACGUGGGUAUUGGAACGAGCCAAUUACACGAAGGAGGCAAUCUCAGGGUUCUAUCGGUUCAUAUGGAAUCUCUUUUAUGCAGAGUAUAUCAUAUUUCCUUUCAUCUAACCAAAAUGGUAUUCACUUGGGAGCUGUAGUCGCAUUGGCGUCGGAAAGGCUUCCCAAGUGGCCACAGGUUGAAUGUCCAGCAAUACAGACUAACCAAGUUAAAUGAAGGUUCAAAUCCUGUUUCAGACAAUGUAAUGCUUUGUUCUCCUUGUCACCUGAAAGGGACAAAAAAAAAAAAGAAAUAGGGAUUUUACCUAUAGAAAGAGAGCUGUUUGGGAGGGGAAAGGAAAUCUUAUGUAAUAUUGUUGGUCAUGUAUGUAUAUACAAAUAAUAGCCUGUAUUUAAAUGUUGAAAGCUGAAACUCUGAUGUACUAGGAUUUCCCUACAGAAUAAGUCUAAGAGAGUAUUUUUGAGAGGAGAAUGGUUAUAAGUGUGCGG
Molecule: messenger RNA, 1615 nt
Organism: Ilex paraguariensis (yerba mate)
Lineage: Eukaryota; Viridiplantae; Streptophyta; Magnoliopsida; Aquifoliales; Aquifoliaceae
Source: the annotation of a GenBank genome assembly